AUUGGUAAGGUCUACUUCUGACUUUGUGGAAUUGCUACGCGCGACAAAGAAAGGUUGUGAGACAACCCUUGUUAUUGUGCUGCAACGUCUUGCGUGACGAUUUACAUAUCUCAUUACGUAAAGUACGUCAUCGUAUGGUUGRCAGCGGCCCCGAGACGACGUCUGGCAGCGGCCAUUUUAAUACAAAAUCAAAACAAGUGCACUAACAAACAACUUCAGAAAACUUUUCUUUAUGAUUGGAUAUUGYAAAAAAUGAGCAGGCAAUCUACGCAUAUGUUAAUCGAAAUACUUUGAAUCUUGUUUCUUCGUGUGAAAAUUGUAAAAUAGAACGACUUCUUGCAUCAAGAUCGAAAUCCACUUUCGAUUACAUGUAAACACUUCAACCACACUCGACGUCUUUCAAGUCUGUAUUCCAAGCAAUCUAGAUGAGUAAUUAUCCACCACCACAACAACAACCAGGCUAUCCAGGCUAUCCUCCUCAACAGGGACUAUACCCUCCUGCAGCACAGCAAGUUUAUUACCAGCCAGGACAACCUCAAGGUUAUAGCCAGCCACCUCCACAAGGUUAUGGACCGCCACCACAAGGUUAUGGACCGCCAUCACAAGGUUAUGGACCGCCACCACAAGGUUAUGCACCGCCACCACAAGGUUAUGGACCUCCUCAGGGACAACCACAAACAUAUCAGCAGGGUGGUGUUCAGAUGAACUAUGGUCAGCAGCAGACAGUAGUAUACCAUCAGCAAGUAGUUACCAUUCCACCACAGCCACCUAAUUUCCAACAAGUUCGGCCUGUACACUGUCAAUGCCCAUUUUGCCAUAGCAUGAUCAUGUCUAAAGUCAGCCGAGAAACUGGCACAACAASGUAUCUAUAUUGCUUGAUGUUGUCCUUGGUCUGUUGUUGCUGUUGUCCUUUCUAUAUGAAUUGUGCAAAGGAUGCAUCACACUCCUGCCCUAAGUGCAAAAAACAUCUYGGAACAUUUCAUCAACCUGCUUUCGAGUCUGGUGGGGUCUCAGGUUCACAAAACAAUUAUGGCCAUACAUCUGGUGGGACUGGUAGAAGACGAAGACACCGUGGAGGUGGUGGUUUUGGUGGUGGUGGUGAUGGUGGUGAUGGUGGUGGUGGUGGUGGUGGUGGCGGCGGUGAUGGUGGUGGUGGUGGUUGUUAGGAAGCAAUGAUCAAUGUAGCAUAAUUGUCAACAAUAGUGACAAUAGUCUUUUUAGAAGUUUAAAUUCAAGUAGCCAUUGAAAACCUUACAUUAGUAAGACAAAAAUCUGUUCUCAGUUUAUUUGACUAACAAGUAGUCAAUUACAAUUGAUUUCUGCACUUCUAGUAAUUUACAGCUGCAAUAUGCAGAAAUUAUGAUCUUUUUGCUCAUAUUUCAAGUAUAUCUAAAGUUAUAUCACGGUUACCUGYGCCAUGUUGAAARGUAGCCGUGCCUUUGCAUCGAAGCGAGACGACCGUUGAGCGUGCAAUGAUAGAAACCUUCUUUCACACCUACAGACAAUUAUUCACAGGUAUCUAUCAUUGCACGCUCAACAGUUGUCUCGCUUCGAUGUAAAGACACGGCUACCUUUCAACAAUGGCACAGGGAACCGUGAAGGAGACUAUUGAUCAUUGAUCAUUCUUAGAUAUAUACAGUCUAUCGUUCUGUGUGUUUUUAUGAGAAGAGAUUCUUGAUGAUCGUUCUUGCUGGAAUUGUUGGACCAACAAUUAUGGCUGUGCAGGCCCGCCUGCAUCCUGUUAUAUACAAGUUGAUUAUAAAGCACAUGAGGACAAUACCUAAGUUAGUGAUUAAUACUCUAAAAUAAAAUAUAAAAGCAGAGGAGAUUUCGUAUGACUGUGAAAGAACACAGUACGUUUUUUCCAUGAGCGUAUAGAUGCUUACGACGUAAGCCGGAAGAAAACAAUAGAAAACAAAGGAAUGGAAACGAGGCCUAAGGGCCCUGGAGGAGUUUAGAUAGCAAAUAUCUAGGGAUUCCAUUCACCUGAAUUUAAGAUCGCUUUUCUGUAGGAAAACGACAUUUUCUUGCUUCUUGUUUAAUUCAAUAAGGAUAUUUUUCCGUAAUCGUGACCGUAAUCGUACUGUAACCAAAUUCUAGUGCCCCAUUGGUUCACCAAAAUUUUGAAGGUCAGGUGCGGUAACGGUGCCCCACUCAUACGAAAUCCGCUCUAUUCCUUGGGUUCUUCAGUGACGUGGUCCGUACUCCGUUGUUAGAGCGGAUUUCGUAUGACUGUGCAAAAAAACACGGUACGAUACGCAUUGGAAAACCUUUUUUGCCGUGCCUUGUCCGUGUUGUGAUCCGUGCUUUUGCACUCAUACGAAAUCAUAUCCAUGCGUGAUCUUCGUACAGUCACGAAAUCUUCUCUAGAUCUAAUUUUACAUAAUUUUGAACAUUCUGAUUUGACAUAUCAACCCCUAAGAGUAUAUAAAAAAGAUGAAUGUAUGCAUCUGCAAAGUAAAUCACGAUAAAAUGCUGUUUUUAAUUUG
This is a messenger RNA of Exaiptasia diaphana, 2489 nucleotides long. RefSeq names its product cell death-inducing p53-target protein 1 homolog. The record is from RefSeq and is a predicted model, not a curated record. The transcript is spliced from 4 exons. NCBI's taxonomy places the organism in Eukaryota, Metazoa, Cnidaria, Anthozoa, Actiniaria, Aiptasiidae. Gene Ontology annotation, molecular function: zinc ion binding. The coding region runs from base 426 to 1166 and encodes 246 amino acids.